AUGGAGGAGCUAGAACCGUUCACGUGUGCAUAUUGUGAUCUAUCAGAGAGACAACGAAUUAUCAUUCAGAAUCCAAAUAAAUUCAGAAACAAUUUAACGUGGAUACGGAUGAAGAAACUUUCUAUAUCAAAAUCUUGUAUGUCGGCACGUUUGCAUACUCGUAAUGACGAAAUCGUAAAGAGAGUUUGCGAACAUAACCACGCAGGAAAUGCUGCUCGGGAGGAUUUUCCAGUGGAAGCUCAACCGGUUUUAGACAAUUUGGAGGACACUUGGAUUGGAAGACCUAAUCGGUGUCAACAACGCAAAUCUCCACGUUUUUCAUACGACCUGUGGAACUGCUACAAUGCAGCUCUCAACGGCUUGCCAAAAACCAACAAUUCCUGCGAAGAGUGGCACAGAGCCUUUAAUGAGUUAAUUGGAGCUAGCCAUCCAACAAUAUGGAAAUUCAUUUCAUCUUUGAAAGACGAACAAGCUUCAAAUGAAGGAAAAAUAGAACAGUAUGUUGCUGGUGCCAAACCGCCUCCAAGCAAAAAGGAAUUAGAACUUCUUCUUGUUGGGUCUUCGACUUGGGAUAUGUUUCUUGCCGUUCAAUCGUACAACCUCGACGACAACAAAAACAAAAGAAGGAGGCGGAUUCGUUUUCACAGAAUCCAAGGCCUGUUUUCACUGGGCCUGUCAGUCAGUCGGUCGGCUUUCGCACUACCCUGGCCUGUUUUCACUGGGCCGUCAAGUUUGGUCGGCUUCCGCACAACCAACACAAAACAACAAGAGUCUCCAAUGCCAAUGAGCAUAGAGUCUCAUACCAAAUCCACUUUUGAGAACUUAAGACGUUUCCGAAAACCAGAGACCAGAAUAGGCACUGAUUAUUCGAAGCUGCCUAGUCAACCCAGUGCGGACUCUCUGCCCUUCUUCUAA
Helobdella robusta is the source of this 915-nucleotide messenger RNA. RefSeq lists its product as hypothetical. The coding region runs from base 1 to 915 and encodes 304 amino acids. Lineage: Eukaryota; Metazoa; Annelida; Clitellata; Rhynchobdellida; Glossiphoniidae. The record is from RefSeq and is a predicted model, not a curated record. The transcript has 6 exons.